AUGCGAUCUCGGCGGACGAGUGGCGCGAGCGCUGGUGAGCGCCAGCCCCUGUGGGUAAGACCAGAUGAGCUGGAGGACAGUGACAACAAAGACCUUGACAAUAAGCGCCACCUCGGCCUCUUCUCGACGGCCCUACUCCUGACCAACCGCAUGAUCGGCGCCGCCAUCUUCUCCGUACCGUCUUCCAUCUUUCUCAGCGUCGGCAGUGUGGGCGCGGCACUUUCAUUAUGGGUGGUGGGGAUUAUCCUGACCUUUUGCGGAUUUUACAUCUACUUGGAACUGGGCUGUCUGAUGCCGCGCACCGGUGGCGAGAAGGUGUACUUUGACACGGCAUAUCCUCGGCCCUACCGUCUCGCCAGCACGCUUUACGCCUUCUACGUGCUAUUCGGAUUUCCGGGCCUGGCGAGUAUCGUGGUCGCGGAUAACACCCUCUUGGCUUUCAAUAUUGCUGCCGGUGAGACCGGGCAACGACUGACCGCGGUUGGCGUGAUGGCCUUGGUCGCCGCAUGCCUCUCGAUAUCUCGCGAAUGGAGCGUGCGAAUUGUCAACUCGUUAACCUUGCUGAAGCUUGCGACCUUCCUGUUGAUUCUUGCAACCGCGUUUGCCAUUGUCGUGGGUGUCCUUCCAAGCAAUGUUGAUACCGGUGUCAACUUUCGCCAACCAUUCGCUGGCUCCUCAACCACGGUAUACGACUACACGGUCUCACUGUUCAAAGUGCUAGAAUCUUUCUUGGGGUGGAACAGUGCAAGCAUGGUGUUAGGGGAGGUCAAGAACCCCCGGAGGACCCUCAAGGUGGCUGGCCUGCUUGGCGUCGGCUCAGUUGGCAUGCUCUAUCUGCUCAUCAAUGUCUCCUAUUUUAUUGUUGCGACACCGGAUGAUAUUAGCCGGGCCGGUGUGCAGCUGGUCGCCCGUCUACUGGGCAGCAUCUUCGGGAGCGCAGCCUCGCGUGUCACCGCGGCCAUGGUCGCUCUCUCCACCUUCGGCAGUAUGAUUUCGACAGCAUUCGCCGUCACGCGGGUGAUCCGGGAGCUUGCCAUGGAAGGAAUCGUUCCAGCAGCUGGCAUUCUGUCCAAGUCAUCCAAGUCCGGUAACCCGGCCACCGCGACAUCGGUGUUCAUGUUCGGACCGUCGGUAGUGGCCGUCCUACUCUUGCCCUUUGGGGAUGCCUAUGCCUUUCUACUGGAUGUGAACCAGUAUUUGCUGGUGAUGGUAUACGGGGCUGUCGUGGUAGGUCUCUUCAUCAUUCGACAGUACGUUCCAGCCGCAGACUAUCCGUUCCGCGUCUGGACGUGGGUUCCAUGUCUCUUUCUUGCUUGCCAGGUUUUCCUACUACUGUCCCCCCUUGUAUCUUCCAGCGGGGCUGGCGAUACCAGCUUGCCGUUCUGGCUUGCCCCAGCCGUGUCCUUCUUCGUGAUCGGGCUCGGUAUAUUGUACUGGCGUCUGAAGUCGUUCGUCGCCUCUUCCGGGGACGAGCCGUUUUGGACCCGACGGGAUAAUGUUGAGUCGUAUGGCUCCGUGGCCACGUCAUAA
Molecule: messenger RNA, 1530 nt
Organism: Aspergillus bombycis
Lineage: Eukaryota; Fungi; Ascomycota; Eurotiomycetes; Eurotiales; Aspergillaceae
Product: amino acids transporter
Exons: 4
Coding region: 1-1530 (509 amino acids)
Biological process (GO): amino acid transmembrane transport
Cellular component (GO): membrane
Molecular function (GO): L-amino acid transmembrane transporter activity
Source: RefSeq, a predicted model, not a curated record